Andrographis paniculata is the source of this 4081-nucleotide messenger RNA. Its product is annotated as putative pentatricopeptide repeat-containing protein At1g16830. The record is from RefSeq and is a predicted model, not a curated record. Gene Ontology annotation, molecular function: protein binding. Lineage: Eukaryota; Viridiplantae; Streptophyta; Magnoliopsida; Lamiales; Acanthaceae. The transcript is spliced from 13 exons. The coding region runs from base 219 to 2198 and encodes 659 amino acids.
UAAACCCCUAGUGUCAUAGCCGUCAGCUCCAUCGUCGGAAAUCCAGCUCUCCGCCGUCGUUUUCCAUCCAGCUCUCUGUCGUCGUCUUUCUGCCUAUUUUGACGUCUCCUUCCUCGGCUCCGGCACCUCCGUCUUCGCCUUCGUAUGCCUUCAUCUCCGCCGGCUUUUCUUUUCUUUUUUCUUUUUUUUUUAGCCGGGAGUUUGAAUGAGGGGUGGAGAUGAUAUGGCGAUGGAGAUCAAAGAUUUCAGUUCCCCCUUCCAAUUUGCUCCUUUCUGGUGGCCUACGCAUUGUUGCUUCACCAAUUAAAUCCACCGGAAAUGCCACCGCUCAGCACUCGUUCUCCUUGAAAUCUUUAACAAACAAUCACCAUCGGAAUUGUACCCAGACCACUCCCAAUACUAAAAUUCUGACUCCCCAACUCGUGUUAAGCACUUUACGCGACUCCCCAUCAGAUUUGUUCGCUCUGCGCUUUUUCCUCUGGUGCGCUGGCCAGCCGCACUACUUCCACGAUAAGCCUGCAUUCCGUCACAUGGUGAGUGUGCUCUCGAACUUAACUCACAGGUAUGGAACUGUUAGAGGGAUUGUUAACGAAUUGGAGAGUGUGGGUUGUGUCAGGAAGGCGCAAACCUUGCUGCUACUAAUGAGAAUUUAUUGGUGCGGAGGUAUGUAUGAUAUGGUGUUGGAAUCUUUUGAGGAGAUGUAUAAUUAUGGAUAUGUUCCGAAUACGUACGCCCGGAAUAUUGUCAUGGAUGUUGGUUUUAAGAUUAAGAAUGUGGAUGCUGCCUUGAGGGUUUUGGAGGAGACCAAAGAUCCUAAUUUCUUGAGUUUCAGCAUUGCCAUUUAUAAUUUAUGUAGACUCUAUGAUGCUGAUAAUGCUAAAACUGUGCUUAGGUGUAUGUUGAGGAGGGGUUAUUAUAUGAAUCCUGAGACAUAUGCUGUGGUGUUGAAUUGUUUCUGCAAAUUAGGCAGGUUGGAUGAGGCAAUCGAGUUGCUUGGCAUGAUGAUAGUUUUGGGUGUACCGAUUUCUGUGGCUGCGUGGAGCAUAUUGAUAAAUGGCUUCUGCAAGUUGGGCAAGAUUGAGCUUGCAGCUUGUUUGCUAGAUAAAAUGGUGAAGGUUGGUUGUUCCCCGAAUAUUGUGACAUGCACCUCGCUGAUUAAAGGACUUCUGGAGCAUAAUAUGCUGGAGAAGGCGUAUGAAAUCCUUGGCAUUCUUGAAUUGAAAGGGUGUUUUCCUGAUCUGGUUCUUUGCAAUGUGUUGAUUAAUUGUUUCUCUAAGAUGGGGCAGUAUACGGAUGCGCUUGAAGUAUUCUCUUGUUUGGGAGAACUAAGGUUAACACCUGAUGUUUAUACACUUUCAUCUAUUGUUUCUACAAUUUGUUUGUCUAGACAAUAUGAACUUUUACCUUUACUGAUAAGUGGACAUUCGAUACAACCUGACUUGGUAGUGUGCAACUGCCUUUUAAGUUAUUUUUGCAAAGCUGGUUAUCCAACUGGUGCUGUUGAGUUUUACAAUGACAUGUUGGUCAGAGGGUUUCUGCCUGAUAAAUAUACUUUUGCCGGCGUUUUGAGUGCACUAUGCCGGUUAGGAAAGACGCAAGCAGCUGUUGAGAUGUAUCACAGAAUUCUCUGUAGCUGUGGAGAUAUUGUUGAUGCACAAAUACAUACUAUAAUCAUUGAUGGACUAAUAAAAUCAGGCCGAUAUCAUGAAGCAAUGAGCAUAUUCCGAGAUGAAAAGUUUCCACUUGAUGUUCUGUCAUACACUGUGGCCAUUGAUGGACUUAUCAAGGCUGGCCGGAUGGAAAGGGCUUGUGCUUUGUUCGACCAGAUGAAGAAGGCGAAUGUAGUGCCAAAUAAGCAAGUCUGUAAUCUUAUGCUUUCUGGUUUCUGCAAGCGUGGGGACAUUAACAUGAUUAAACAUGUACUACAAGAAAUUGUUGCCAGGAAUAUUGAAAUAGAUUGUCACACAUAUAAUAUUCUUAUGUCUUGUUCUUCUGAUCCUCAUUUAGUAUAUAGUCUCAUUUUGGAGUUGAGAAGCUUAGGGUUCUUACCUAAAGAUGAUCAAUGGUUGAGAUUGGCCAAUGGGCAUGACAAUUUUGCACAUGCUAAUUUCGUUUCAUCCAGUAUUUCGCGGGAAACAUUAGAUAUGAGUGCAUCCAGCUCUGACGAACUCUUGGAUUCUAUGGCUUUGGUUGGUUGAGCAAAAUAUGCAACAAAGUUUGGUUCAUUGUUUCCUUACGGAUUUUAGAGCAACUGUUACUCUACCAAAUGAAGGCUGAUAUCACUGUCUGAAUUCUGCAUGAAUGUAUUGGUCUCGGGAAUGAGAGAGCAAAGAAUUAUGAUGUUGUGGAAAGAGUGGCCCAGCAUCUAGGCUUGGAUGAUCCAUAAAAAAUUAGGCUUACAUCUCACAGUUGUUAUUUAAUCCCAUCAAAUAUGGAGCAGUUGAUCAAUCGCCCAACAUGCUUGUCCACUACAGUCAGGCUGUGAUUCUCAAUAUCAGAUUGCCAAAACAAAACACUGUUGGAGACCUGCUUAAUGACAUUAAAAUGCAGAAACAUUUGAAUUCAAAAGGCAGCCAUUUGUGGAGCGGAGAGGAAGGGAGGCAUUGUGCUUGCCGAUGGAGGAUUCGAUUGGUAAAUUGUGCUUCGGGUGGCAAAGUUCUGCAACCACCUCGAAACCAACUGCUCCGCUCUCAGACAGUCUGUGGAACGUCGUCUCAUCACCUAGGAUAUGUAUGAUGGAUAUCUGCAGCUGGCGGCAAUUUGAACAUGCUUGAAUCCAUGGCCAUUGCCACGCUGUCAUUUGAGGAGCUAUUGGGGCACUACAAUGAGGUGUUGAAGAAGAAUCAAAGUGCUAUUUGUGCGUUUGAGGAUAAUCUAUGUAUUGCUUUCAAUUACAUUCCCCACUUAAUUUCGAUGAAGAAGAUGAUUUAGACAUCAAUGCAUUGGGUGCUUUCUCGCCUGGAAGCAAAAAUUUAGAGUCAAAGAAUGAGGCUUACGCAGAACAGGAUGCCUUGUUUGACGAUUCGUUGAGUUUGAAAAACUUUGGAAUACCUGAUGUCUCUCUUGCAAGCAUUGCAUCUCAAGCACAAAUGGUGAAGCUGGUCUUGAAUUCGAGAUGGAUGAGCCGGAGUUUCAUAUAGGGGACUCAUCUGAUGAAUUUAAGCAAUAUAAUGUGUCUCAGUGCCAUCUGAGUGUAUCAAGAGAGGAUUAUGAAAGUCUCACCAAACACAUGAAACGUUUGGCACCAUGGGAGGAUCUUGUGGUUGCAGUUGAAAAACUCAACUCCUAUAUUCAAUCAAAGAAGUCCAAGCCCGACACCAUCCAACAAGAUGAAAUUGAGUUGUUAAACUUGGGUUACAAAGCAAGAUCUUACAUGAUGCUGUUGCUCAUAAAAAUGAACAGGCUCUGUGUGGAGACAAAUGAAGGUAUCAUUUCUUACAAAGUUUUACAGACACACGCACAGAUGCUGUAUGUAACUAGCUCCUGGACUACUUUCAAGAAUGGUGGAUGGUUGUUUAGAUGCUAAUAGAUAAGUUGAACAAUGAGUAUAUUCAACUAUUAUUCCCGGAAGGGCCAACUGGACCAGUGUUGCUGCAACAACUUCCCGACCUUUUUAGCUGAGACACUUGCUUCUGCCAAAGUGCCUACAGCCUUGAAGAUCAAGUCACAGUCAAAGAUGGCCGCAAAGAAACCUGUCAAAAUAGGUGUCGAACAUCUUGCCCUUCCACCUAAAAUGGCUAUUACACAUCAGGCUGUGUAUCUUCGUACUUUGUCGGAUGAUGAGGACGAAUGCUUUUGAUCUGGAGAAAAUCGUCGAGAAUGUUCAAUGCGACGUACCUAUGGUAUAUGCUUCACUUUUCAUUAUGACUUGUGAGGGAGGUGUUUCAAAUUUAUAUUUGGGAGUUUGCACAGGCCUCUGUAGUUGGUGGCUCCCUAUCUGUUGCAUCUUCCCUUUGGGAAAUUUGAUAUGUUUAUCAAAACAGAGGCCAAUUGGGUUUAAUCGCUUAUCUUGUGGGCGGUCAGCUGGUUUCAUAAUCGUACAUGCAUACUUUUUACUACUAAUUUGGUCAAUUCACUUUCA